Saprolegnia parasitica CBS 223.65 is the source of this 1936-nucleotide messenger RNA. RefSeq lists its product as hypothetical. The record is from RefSeq and is a predicted model, not a curated record. Lineage: Eukaryota; Oomycota; Saprolegniomycetes; Saprolegniales; Saprolegniaceae. The transcript has a single exon. The coding region runs from base 46 to 1824 and encodes 592 amino acids.
GUUGGUGUUUCCCUUGCUCGACACGAAGAAGUGAAGGCGGCGACAAUGUCCCACGACCCGGCCCACGAGCCCUACCACUAUGACCACCAUGGCAUGAGCCUCGAGCCCAUGUACAGCCACGGCGGCGUCUCGUCCUUCCACAUGCAGAUGCAGCAACAACAAGCGGCGUCGUACCAUGGCGCUAUGACCAGCAACGGCAACACCAGCACGACCAAUCCCAACAACCAGUACGCGCUCAAGCGCAAGGCGCCCGCGUCGCCGCCGUACACGGCCGAGCCCGUCGUUGCCGCGCCCACGUCGGCGCCGCUGUCCGGCGGCCCGCAAAGCCAGCGCACGUGCGACGUGUGCAAGUACCCGGACCCGAUUCUGACCGUGCCCGAGUGCGGCCACACCUUUCACUCGCGCUGCGUGGGCAUUUGGCCGAUGCUCACGUGUCCGUACUGCCAAGGCGACGUGGCCAAGAUCGCGGUCGUGCCCGUCGACAUGUCGUCCAAGCCGACGCAGCGCAGCGGCAAGUGGACCAAGCAGGAAGAGAAGUUUGUCAACAUGAUCGUCGACGAGUUCGACCAUGGUACGUUCCCGCUCGCGAACGGCACGCCGGUGCGCCUCGUGCUCGCCAAGCUCCUCAACUGCUCGCCCAUGCGCCUCUCGAAGAAGUUUCAGAAGAAUGCGCUCGGGAAGCGCACAUACCGCGUCCCGAAAACGUCUAACAACGGCUUUCGCAUCUGCUUUGACACCGAGUCGCACCAAGCACGCCAGAUCGAGUUCUCGGCCGCCGAAUCCGCGUUUCGCCAAGAGGUCGUCAUGCUCCAGCGCAAGGACAAUGCGCGUCAAGACGGCUUUCUCGAGCUCCACGACCUCCGCCUCGCAGUCAUUCAGUUCUGGGUCUCCAACUUUCUCAAGUUUGCCAUGUCGGUCGGGCAGCAAGUCGAUGGCCUCGACACGACCGAGCCCAAGAAGAAGAAGCAGGCCAUGCAAAAGCUUCGCGAAGGCAUGUUUGACCAGCUCCUCUCAUGGAGCAACCCGAACGCCCCCGAGUCAAGUGCGACCGACGCGCCGCCCGCCACAAACCCCAACCCUAGCAACACCAACACCAACACCAACAACAACACCAACAACCCCCAGAACGCCAACGCUAGCAACAACAACAAGAGCGGCCACAACGGCAACGGCCACAGCAGCAGCAAUGGUGCACCGCCGGCCAAGAAGGUCACACGCCGCCCGGACGUGGAGCACCACCCGCCGCCGCAGAGUCCAUGGGACACGCCGUUUAUGGACAGCCAUAGCAUGAAGCACAAUCAGCACAACGUUGCAUACGGCAAGCCGGUCGACCUCGAUCUCUCCAACAGCAGCAGCAGCAGCACCAACAUGUUUAUGAGCCACAUGUACGCCAAGGCGCCCCAAGCCAGCUUCCGGCAACAGCUCGACAAGCACGACGGCGGUCGGUACCACCACCGUGACGCGAUGCCGCCGCUCCAGCCCACGUACGGUGGCCCGACCGGCUACGACUACAAGCGCCGGACGCCGACGCUGACGCCCUUGUCGAUGCGCGCGGGCGGCCCGCGGCUGCCCGACAGCAUCUUUGACGACCACAACGGCCCGUCCGCGCUCGAUGCGGUCCUCAUGAACACACCAACGAACGCCAACUCGUUCCGGCCACCGACGCCAGGCCCGCCGCCGUCGUCGCACUACGACCCGAUGGAGCCGAUCCAGCAGUACCCGCCGACCGCGUCGUGGGAUCAAAUGCUCGAUGACUUCACCGGUAUCAACACGCAGCUCGUGGAUCCGUCGCUGCACGCAUGGUCCAACAUCCAGCUGACAUGAGCAAAGAAGGAAGCGGAAGAAGAGGAAGAACGUAAACGUAGUGUCGUGUAUAGACUCGGUCGUAGCUAAUAUAACUAUUUUAAUGCAGAUAUAGCCUUAGUAUGAAAAACAC